Messenger RNA from Prunus armeniaca (apricot), 315 nucleotides. Lineage: Eukaryota; Viridiplantae; Streptophyta; Magnoliopsida; Rosales; Rosaceae. The record is from the annotation of a GenBank genome assembly.
AUGGUGGCAUUGGCACAGUCUUCCUCUUCAAUUUUGGCUCCGAUGAGUUAUCAGAAGGAAAAGAUUGUGGAGCUUGAUGAUGCUGUGCAUAAAAUUGGGCUGCAAGUCAUAGAAGGAGGACACUUGAACUUUGGGUUUUCUUCAUACAAAACAACCUUCCAACUCACUCCAAUUCAGGAAGAGGAGACCAUGGUCAGUGUUGAGGUCACAUAUGAGUCUGAAGUUGAAGAUAGUAGCAUGCCAUCAAAGACAGCAAAGUCUGUUUUAGCUUUCAUAAGGAACUUAGAAUGUUAUUUGUUGAAUGGUGCUAUCUAG